Molecule: messenger RNA, 3117 nt
Organism: Calliphora vicina (urban bluebottle blowfly)
Lineage: Eukaryota; Metazoa; Arthropoda; Insecta; Diptera; Calliphoridae
Product: DNA ligase 1
Exons: 8
Coding region: 78-2405 (775 amino acids)
Source: RefSeq, a predicted model, not a curated record
AAAAAAAAACACAAAAUAAUAUUUAAAAAGUGAAAUAGAAAUUUUUAAAUACAUAAAUCAUUUGUACCUGUUGAUUGAUGGGCAUAAAAAUGAAGGGUAAAGGCCACAUUAUGCUUUUGCUGCAGCUACUGGUGAUGUUUGCAACAACAACAUGUUGGGGUCAACGUUCACCAUUUUCCUUACAAGAUGCCGUCGAUGAACUACAUCGCCAAGAAUAUCCCUUAAACGCCCCACCUGGUCAACAGACUCAUUUUAUGGCUGGAGCUUUUGGCAGCUCUCCAGAUCAGGACUAUUGGGAUGAAGACGCCGCAUACACUUACAACUCGAAAAAACCACGCAAUCGUUUAAAUAAACAACUCGCCAAAUAUUUGGAACGUGAAAACUAUGACGCUGAUCAUGGCGGUUUGACACUAGGACCAUUUGGUGGCUAUGAAUUCGAUGAGGAUAGUAAUAAACUCAUCAUUCCCAAGUAUCAGCAUGAUCGUAAACGUUCCUCUGUAUUUAGGGAACGUAGUAAUAUCUAUGAUGAUAUUCCUGCUUCUCUGUUCCGCGAACGUGAAUCACAAGAUGUUCCCGACCACUCCGAACUGACAGAUCAGUUCUUGCGUGAAAUUGAAAAGGCCCAAGAACACGAACGUCAAGAUCGUUAUAAAGACGCUUUGCGUAAUCUCUGGGAAAAAUAUCAGCAGCAAGAGAAUCAAAUAGAGGGCGAUAUCUAUGAGGAACAGAAGAAACGCAUGCGUAUGCCACCUUACUACAUGUUGAUGCAAAGAAAACGCUCCUAUCCAGUGCUGCCUUGGUUGCCCUAUAAUGCCGAUCGUAAAAAACGUUUUCCCGUUUCGAAGCGUUCAACCUCACACAUGAGCAACGAUAGUCCUUCGCUAAGUAAUUUGGAGAAAACUGACGAAAAUGUAGAAAAAGAGUUGAGUGAAUUGUUUGGCAGUGGUACGGAUGAAAAGAAGAAGAGAUCAAUUGACAACGGUCACUCUAAACCAACCACUACCCAUGCCCCCGACUCGGAGACAGCAACUACAACUGACAUGCGCUUGGAAAUGGAGAGCUCGCAUAAAAAUAAGACCACAGAAGAGAAUGUAAAGCGAUCAGUAACUAAUACUCAACACGAAAUGGAUCAUCACCAGCAUGCUGGGCACACCUUAAAGGAACACAAACAUGGCAAACGCAGCAACCACGGAUCAUCACAUGAAAGUCAUGAAGACGAAGGUGAAGAAGAGGAGGAAGAUUCAGAUGAAGAACACGACAGCGAAGAGGAGGAAGAAGAUCAUGAACAUGACCAUGAGCAUGACGAACACGAAGAUGACGACGAAGAGGCCAAACGUAAAAAGAAACGUAAUGCUACAACCUCCAAAAAGAAACGUAACGUAACUCUAAGGCGUACCAUGGACGAUUACAAUAUAAUGCGUAGUAAGAAAUCAAUUGAUUGGAGCAAAUAUUUUGGAAUUGAUCGUAAAAAGAAGGCUAUGCCUGUUGUAAAUGACAAUAAAGACGAUGAAAUGAAAAAGAGAAACCCCGAAGAAGAUACUUCAGCGGAAGAUAUAAACAAGAAGAAAAAACGUAAACUAGAUCCUGCCAAAUUGGACAAUAUGAAUAAGAAAUUACAGGCAAUUGAAGAUUUUAUUAUCAAUGAGACAAUAAAGUAUACUGGAGCUCAUGAAGGCAUUGAUAAUCCUGAAGAGAUUCAACGUCUUAAGGAUCGCGUCCUAUCGCGACUAGCAACGGCCUAUAGUUUGGAGAAAAUGCGUCGAGCUUUGGAAAAGUUGCGGCAAUCGGUUGACAACGAAAAUCACUUAAUGCGUAACAUUAUCGAUCCUGAUGCAGAAAACUCACUUGAAAAUAAUUCCCUAGAAGCCGUAAAGAAAGAUAAAUUACCUGUUACAUCACAGAAUUUAAAUAGUGAAGACAAAGACGAAGAGGCCAUGAAAAAGAAAAUGAAAAAGAGCAACGGUUUUAUGCGUUAUCCCGAUGUAGCAAAUGAAUUUGGUGAAUUUGAAGAUACUCUUCAGAGUCCAAAUCGUUAUGAGACCUUAAAUGAUGCCUACUUGGGUAAUAAAAACUACAUUUUGGGUACCAAUCAGUGUCCUAUAAUUGAGUCCAUGGCUGAACGUUGUCGCGGUGUUGAUCUGCUAAGUGGUGAUGUCAAUCAAGAACUAUUGCCCCUCUGUGGAGUUCAUCAGCUUUGUUAUUUAUGUGGUACUUCUCAAAUAGCUUGUGAUUACCAAUACCUAUCGGAAGCCGAUGCCAUUUGCGGUAACAAUAACAACGAAUGUCAGGCUGCAGCUAGAUCCGUCUUAAUGAUACUGCGUGGCACUCCGGGCCCGCAAUUGGGUCCCCGUGAAUGCAUCAAGAAUUCUUGUUUGUACAGUGCUAUGCGUGAAAUUGGCCUCUAAACUUAAAAACAUGAGCCUCCUUACACAGGUUGUUGUUUUUAUGCUUUUUGCCCAAAAUAAUUUUCAUAAAAUCUCAGUGUAUCUUUUAGUUGUAAGUACAAGAGGGAAAGCAUGAAAUACAUACAUAUAUUUAAAGGAGAUCAAACUUAUAUACAGACAUAUAGAAACUAUAUAAAAAUGAAUCAAAAUAAUAUUUAAUACUAAUAAUAGACAUAAUAAAUCAUAUACUCUAUAUUGUGUGUAAUUAAAAAAAGUGUUUAACCAGAACUCCCUUUAAAACCACAAUAUUUUCCCCUCCCUCUCCCUUUACUAAGAAACCAAAUACAUACAUACCUACAUAUAUACUAUACAUACAUGUUAUUUAUAUUUUAAUGUAAUUAAUUAUUACUUUAUAUUAAAAAGAAGAAAAAAACUAAUGAAAUUUAAAGUUUCAACUGUUGAAAAAUUGUAUAUUUCAAAAAUGAGCGACAUUAUAUUUCAAACAUACAUACAGUUUAGGUAUAAGCAAAAAUUAAAAAAUAAUAAUAUACCACUGUAAUGUUUUAAAACCCCAAAUCCAAAAAUCAAAACCCAUAUUUAAAUGUAUUUAUUAAAUGUGAGUAUUAUAUACAAUAAACAAAUAAAAAAAUAUUUAACAAGUUAUGUUGCACCGAUUUAAAUAUUUAAUAAUAAAGGCAGCUAGCUAAAUAACAUAAAUUUUAAAAUGUUUAAA